Sipha flava (yellow sugarcane aphid) is the source of this 1498-nucleotide messenger RNA. RefSeq lists its product as uncharacterized. Gene Ontology annotation, biological process: 7-methylguanosine RNA capping; 7-methylguanosine cap hypermethylation. The record is from RefSeq and is a predicted model, not a curated record. Gene Ontology annotation, molecular function: RNA cap trimethylguanosine synthase activity. The transcript is spliced from 8 exons. Gene Ontology annotation, cellular component: nucleus. Lineage: Eukaryota; Metazoa; Arthropoda; Insecta; Hemiptera; Aphididae. The coding region runs from base 2 to 1495 and encodes 497 amino acids.
CAUGUAUAACGCGUUUUGUUUUUUCAGUUCCGAUCACCGUUGCGCUUCCGAACGCUGUUGCAGUUCUGACGCGACAACGGAAAGGGAAAUAUGGCAUUUUAUGGUGUUUUGCGUCAUCUGCGGGUGGCCAAAGAUUUGGACCGCAAUGACAGAAGAUGACUAUGCUCGCCGUGGUUUUGCGCAUCGGAGAUGCAUUGCCGGAGCACUAAGAUGGGGACGACGAGACGGACGACAUAUCCAUGUUGAUCGUCUUUGCUGCCCUGAGGCCACAGCCGAAACUGUCACGCAGACGGACCAAGUGUCUGUCACCAACGGAGAUUCAGUUUACCGCACUCCAGUGGCCACUCGUGACGUCGCGUGUGGCCAUUUCGAAAUAUCGUAUGCGGAUGGAUACACCCAGGCUAGUCCGGCCACUAGCGAUGUUGCGUCCGGUGAUCAAACCCUUUACGUAGACAAAUCCGCUCAGGUCGAUGUGACUAUGUGCCAGAUCACUUCAGGCGUCGACGUUGAGUACGUAAACGGUCCCGCACGUUCGUGUAACGUGAUGGUGGAAAAAAAGGCGCGGACGAUGGCCGAUGAAAUGGCACAAUUGGUCGACGCACAGAUAACAUUGGGAUUGCCUGCAGCCUUGGCACCGACGGCCGAUAGUACCUCUGGCCCCAGCACGGAAUAUCGCUCGUCAAAAGCUGAAACCCAGGAGUCAACAUUGAACCAAACGUUUAAAUAUUGGAAACUGCGGUUUUCGCUAUUCUCAAGGUUUGACGAGGGAAUUAUGCUCGACGAGGCCAGUAUGUACUCCGUUUGCCCAGAGGUACUGGCACAGCAUAUUGCCAAGCGGUGCACUUCGUUCGGCACGGUCUUGGACCCGUUUUGUGGUGCCGGGGGGAAUGUUAUACAGCUGGCAUUGAUUUGUGAUCACGUUAUCGCCAUCGACUUGGAUCCAAAAAAAAUAGCUUUGGCCAAGAAAAAUGCAGAGGUUUACGGAGUGGCCCACCGGAUAGAUUUCAGGGUGGGAAAUUCUUUUUCGGUGGCCACUAACCUCAGGGUGGACGCCGUUGUCACCUCACCACCAUGGGGCGGUCCAGGAUACGAAAGGCGAGCAAAGUUUGACGCCAGAGACCUUUGUGGACGUGACACGGGUGGCAUGGCAGCUAUUAUUCGGAUGGCACGUGCAGUUGCGCCCAGAGUGGUUCUGCACGUACCAAAGAAUAUAGAUAAAGACCAAUGUUUGCAGAUAGCAAUGGACGAGGGGUUCAGUCGAAUACAGUACGAAAGUGUAUCGAUUGACAAAAAGCCGAACUGUCUGAACCUCUAUCUAACAAGAAACGACACUCACACUCGAGGAAUACCAGUUCAAUCUACAAAAUUGUUACAACUGGAUAAUCCAUCAUUAAAUAGACAACAAAAAAUGGAACGUCUUCGUACAGAGAAUAAGUUCAUGUACAAAACGUAUUUAAAUAAGGUUGCCCGAUUUUUUGAAAAAAAUCAUUUAUAAAUU